Molecule: messenger RNA, 723 nt
Organism: Dibothriocephalus latus
Lineage: Eukaryota; Metazoa; Platyhelminthes; Cestoda; Diphyllobothriidea; Diphyllobothriidae
Source: the annotation of a GenBank genome assembly
AUGCACAAAUUAAGUCAGCAAACAACAUACAAGGCCUUCUGGAUCGACGCCCUCCUGGCAGAUGAUGUUCCGAAGUCGAGAUCAGACCAAGAAGGUCGUAAAAGUCCAGAAACCUCAAGGUCCUCUGAGGGGGCAGAUGAUUCUGAACAAAACCCCUCCUCACCGGCCAACCGGACGUCCACCACCUCCACCGGUAGCCCAGUUCGGCAGCCUAUUUCCGAGGCCAUGGACGUUACUGACACUCCAAUUGACCUCUGCAGGCAUAGAUCUAGUUCUCCGCCAAAAAAUGCCCAGUAUGAAAAUCGCUAUCCUCUUCUCGGCUUACCACGUCCAAACCUUCACAGCGACCUCCAGCGCCUCCUGCAGGGCAUCGAGGAAGCCCGUCAAUACGUAGUUGCAUCUAGGGCAUUUGACUGCAUUGAGCCCCUUGCCUUGCCUGCAGAAGUCCCCUUAAUUUUACCAGUACAAUCACCGCGUCAGAGAAAAUCACCCUCGGACACUGAGUGCAGUGAAUCCGAAUUGCCGAAUAGCUGCUCCGGUAGCGAGGGCAACAGACAGACAUUUGAAGGGCAGGGUGAAUCGAGGAAGAAGCGUGCACGAGUGUCGUUCUCUAAUGAACAAGUUAUGGAGUUGGAACGCCGCUUCUAUCGACAACGCUACCUUUCCAGUGCCGAACGCAGCGAACUUGCUCGGACCCUCGACCUCUCUGAAACCCAGGUAUAA